Messenger RNA from Mustela erminea (ermine), 4751 nucleotides. It is a transcript of the gene MPP7, whose product is annotated as membrane palmitoylated protein 7. NCBI's taxonomy places the organism in Eukaryota, Metazoa, Chordata, Mammalia, Carnivora, Mustelidae. The record is from RefSeq and is a predicted model, not a curated record. Gene Ontology annotation, molecular function: protein binding. Gene Ontology annotation, cellular component: plasma membrane; cell-cell junction. Gene Ontology annotation, biological process: protein localization to adherens junction. The transcript is spliced from 21 exons. The coding region runs from base 310 to 2115 and encodes 601 amino acids.
CUUUGCCUCCCGACCCGGGGCUGCAGGGACCAGAGCGGUCGCGCCUCCCGCGGGCCACGGCUGCCCAGAGCAGACAGUGUCCUUCAGCAAGUUGGAAGCUGUUCCCCGUCACUGUCACUGGAGUGUUUCUGACAUUCAGGCGUCACCUGAGGGAGGAACCGCUGCAGGAGAAGCAGACACGGAGAAACGGCCUGCUUGAGAUAUAAAUCUUGGUCGACAGUGUGGCUGCAGGCCACUGGACUGGAAUUCUCCGUGGCUUUCUAAGUGGCGGGUGUCUGGGGUGUGCUGUCCUGGCCUGCGGCGUGCAUCAUGCCAGCCUUGUCGACAGGAUCCGGGAGCGACGCAGGUCUGUAUGAGCUGUUGGCUGCUCUGCCAGCCCAGCUGCAGCCACAUGUGGAUAGCCAGGAAGACCUGACCUUCCUCUGGGAUAUGUUUGGUGAAAAAAGCCUGCAUUCACUGGUAAAGAUUCACGAAAAACUCCACUACUACGAGAAGCAGAACCCCGUGCCCAUCCUCCACGGCGCAGCGGUCUUGGCCGAUGACCUGGCCGAAGAGCUUCAGAACAAGCCAUUAAACAGUGAGAUCAGAGAGCUGUUGAAACUACUGUCAAAACCCAAUGUGAAGGCUUUGCUCUCUGUACAUGAUACUGUGGCUCAGAAGAAUUACGAUCCUGUAUUACCACCAAUGCCGGAUGAUAUCGAUGAUGAAGAAGACUCAGUAAAAAUCAUUCGUCUGGUCAAAAAUAGAGAACCCCUGGGAGCUACCAUUAAGAAAGACGAGCAGACUGGAGCCAUCAUUGUGGCUAGAAUCAUGAGAGGAGGCGCUGCGGAUAGAAGUGGUCUUAUACAUGUUGGUGAUGAACUUAGGGAAGUGAAUGGGAUUCCAGUCGAGGAUAAAAGGCCUGAGGAAAUAAUUCAGAUUUUGGCUCAGUCUCAGGGAGCAAUUACCUUUAAGAUUAUACCCAGCAUCAAAGAGGAGACUCCAUCUAAAGAAGGCAAGAUGUUUAUCAAAGCCCUCUUUGACUAUGACCCUAAUGAGGAUAAAGCAAUUCCAUGUAAGGAAGCUGGGCUUUCUUUCAAAAAGGGAGAUAUUCUUCAGAUUAUGAGCCAGGAUGAUGCAACGUGGUGGCAGGCAAAGCACGCGGAUGAUGCCAAUCCCAGGGCAGGCUUGAUUCCCUCAAAGCAUUUCCAGGAAAGGAGAUUGGCUCUGAGACGACCAGAAAUACUAGUUCAGCCCUUGAAAGUUUCCAACAGGAAAUCAUAUGAGGAAACAGUUGAGUGUGAGGAAAUUAAAGAAGAUGCUGAAUAUGCUGGUAACCACAGUGGAACGUAUAUAGCUGGUUUUAGGAGAAGUUUUCGUCUUAGUAGGAAAGAUAAGAAAACAAAUAAGUCCAUGUAUGAAUGCAAGAAGAGUGACCAGUACGACACCGCUGAUGUGCCCACAUAUGAGGAAGUGACGCCGUAUCGGCGGCAAACGAACGAAAAAUACCGGCUUGUAGUCCUGGUUGGUCCCGUGGGAGUAGGUCUGAAUGAACUGAAACGAAAGCUACUCAUCAGCGACACCCAGCACUACGGAGUGACCGUGCCCCACACAACCAGAGCAAGAAGAAGCCAGGAGAGCGAUGGUGUGGAAUAUAUUUUCAUUUCCAAGCAUUUGUUUGAGACAGAUGUACAAAAUAACAAGUUUAUUGAAUACGGUGAAUAUAAAAACAACUACUACGGCACAAGUAUAGACUCCGUGCGGUCUGUCCUCGCUAAAAACAAAGUUUGUUUGUUGGAUGUUCAGCCUCACACAGUGAAGCAUUUAAGGACCCUAGAAUUUAAGCCCUACGUGAUAUUUAUAAAGCCUCCAUCAAUAGAGCGCUUGAGGGAGACAAGAAAAAAUGCAAAGAUUAUUUCAAGCAGAGAUGACCAAGGGGCUGCAAAGCCUUUCACAGAAGAAGACUUUCAGGAAAUGAUUAAAUCUGCACAGAUAAUGGAAAAUCAGUAUGGUCAUCUUUUUGACAAAAUCAUAGUAAAUGAUGACCUCACCGUGGCAUUCAAUGAGCUGAAAACAACUUUUGACAAAUUAGAGACAGAGGCCCACUGGGUUCCAGUGAGCUGGUUACAUUCGUAACUAAGGGAAACUCCCACGGUCAGCGUUUCGUAGAGUGCAUGAUGAAAUCAGUUACUGUCCCGGUGGCAGGGUUUGUUAGUCUAUGUCACUGCUGUAGACGUGCAGUCUUGCUUUAAAACUGAAUGUUGGUUUUGUUUGUAUCUUUCUCCAGCCUUACUUCAAGCACAGUAUUUGAGUAGAAGAUCCAGAAUCAAAAUUUGCAUAGUACCAUCUUAGAGCUUUUGAACCUUUUGGUUGUCUUUAACAUAUAGCUGUAUCUCCAAGAGGAGGUUGGACUUUUCUGGGAGAAACAGCCAGGGAAUUGAUACUGGAGUUGUGCUUCGUUGGGUCUCAGAUGUGGUCCCUCCAUCAAGUCUGGACGCUCACAGCUGAAGGUAUGACCUUCACAGCCGUGAGCAGCUCCAGGCAAACAGGACAGCUUUGCCGUUCUUCGGAUGGGUCACUGGGCUCACCUGGGCUGACAGUAAGGCAUCCUCUUACUAUUCUAAAAGCGCAACCUUUUUCUUACAUAUCUAAAUAUAGUCAGUGUAUUUAAGGAAUUAUGACACAUUUGCCUUAGUGAGUGGCCUGCAUGUCCUAGCUUGAGAAGGCCUCUUAGGACUACAGAUCAGUGUCUCAAAUAUUUAAUGAGGGAAGGUAAGACUUCUUAAAAUGAUUAUAUUUGUCACUAAAAGCCCUUCCUUAAUGGAAUUAGUCUUUGUAAGUAAGGUUGGUGUUCUCUUGGGGCAAGUCAUGAUUACAAAGGACAUUUUUAUUUGUAAAUCAUCAGACAGGAUUUCUGCAGUCACCAUCCAAUAAAUCAUAAGAAUGUGAUUCCUAUUCCAAAAGUAGGUGUUUUUACAUGUUACCAAUACAGUUAAAAUGUGAUCAAUUUUCACAUGUGCAACUUGUGAUAUAUUUUAAAUUGCACGAAGAUGUAUUUUAGAAAACUUUUUGUGUAAUGUUAACUUACCUCUUCAUCAUCAAAAUAAUUCUUAACACUGGUCAUCUUAAUCUUACCAUUUUUAAAGAAUUAUAAGAAAGACUCUGUAUUAUAAAUAUUAAGAUGGGUUCUCAUUUUUGCCUGUUGCUCCUGAACUUCAGCAAAUAAAUCGCAUAGCUCAAGAUACUAGAGAGGGCCGUAAGUUGUAUAAGAGAACAUGUCUGCCAUUCUUGUAUGCACUAAGACCCUGCCUCAAAAAUCACUGCAUCUGUGACUUUCAAACCGAAAAUAUUUUUUGUUGAUUUGUAAAGAGAGUUUAGAGGUCAUGUUUAAAGAAAAAAUAGAAUGUAGUGAAAUUUUAUAUAUUUAUGAAAUCUCUCAAAGGCAUAUUUUUUUAAUUCUCAAAUGGAGCUAUUCAUAAAUUGUAUGUAAAGAUAUCAUAAUUUAAAAUAGUUUUAUAAGUCAGGGUCAACAUUCCAUGUAAAUAUUUGACCUUUGUUCAUACACAGAUCGACCCACAAGUGUUAUAUGCGCACCACGCAUUUGGUAGCGCUGUCUGCUUGGUUUCCUUCAGACAUGUCAAAGUUCACGUUAGAAACAGAGACAAAAACUACUGCAAUGGCCUUGAUACACACGCACACUAAACAGUCAGAUUAAGUGUUACCUAACAUGAUCCAAACAGUGAGUUCUAAGUUUAUAAACCCAAUAGCAAGCCAUUUAGUUUUUUAAAAGAGUGGGGAAGAGGGCUGCCGUACUUAGUUAUAGGGCUGCUCUAAGAAAAUACAAGUCUUACACAGAGUUUGGGUAGAGUAGACUCCUCUUUGAACGCUGGCUAAAAAUCUCCUGUAAAUCAAAAUCUCCAAAAAGAGUAAUGGGAAACGUGUAAUUAGUUAUCUAGGCAAUUGUCUGAAUAAUUUCGGCAUCCAAAUUCUUUACUGGUAGGGUAGAGGGUAGCGGACAGGGUGGAAACAGAGUCCUUGUGGCUGUUGGUAGCGAUGGGGUGUUACUAUGAAAUGUAGUGUCCAGACCGCUCUCCCUUUUCACACUAGAACCGAACAAGGGUUUUUUUGUUUGUGUUUAAUGAAAAGAUGCCCCUUAGCAAUUUGGGAAAUACUAGGUACAUACAUGGCUUUGCAAGUGAUGCUUACACGGCCAUUUCGAUGUCUAGAAACUGAGUAAGGCAGCGCCAGGGGCUCGCUGAUAACUACUGCAGAAGGCCCGAGACUUGCGUCUGCAGCCAGACCCCCUCCUCCUUCAGCAAGGAGAUGCACACGGUGCCCCUCACUGUACUAGCUCGGCCGGCUCCCAAGACUGUGUCAGCCACUAUUUGAGAGAAGAGGAAUGUUUAUGUUUUUAAGUCCACAUAUUUAAAAUCCAAGAUCAGAAAAUUCUGUAUUCCCAUGAUCACCACACUGGAGUCCAUUAAAAAGAAUAAGGUGAAAUUGAAAUAUUUUUUCCCGUUGUUUUACUUACUCAUACAGACGUUCUCAAUAGCUGUAAGGCUGACAUUCCUGGUAUUAUAUAAUGAUUGAAUGUAUCUGAAUCGUAAUAAUUUAAAAUGGACAAACCUGUAAUCUUUACAGAUUUACAAAAACUGUUAGUAAAAACUUCUUGAAGAUCUAGAUUUCUAUUAUUUAUUUCCUUUUUGACUGCUAAGGAUUUCUAAAUAAAUGUAAUGGAAAACCUUUGAUCUUAAUAAAGUACCUUCAGAGGA